This is a messenger RNA of Exophiala viscosa, 1584 nucleotides long. Its product is annotated as cytochrome P450. The coding region runs from base 1 to 1584 and encodes 527 amino acids. Lineage: Eukaryota; Fungi; Ascomycota; Eurotiomycetes; Chaetothyriales; Herpotrichiellaceae. Gene Ontology annotation, molecular function: monooxygenase activity; iron ion binding; heme binding. The record is from RefSeq and is a predicted model, not a curated record. The transcript has a single exon.
AUGGCUCUGACAUUCAUGCAAGCCGGCACGGCUUUGAUCGUUCUUGUUGCCUUCAGAUUCAUCUGGGUUGGAUCCAAACAAACCAAAAAGAGUCUACCACUGCCUCCAGGUCCCAAAGGACUACCUCUAAUCGGGAACCUCCAAGAUCUGCCUCCACCAGGUGUACAAGAAUGGGUGCAUUGGACUCAUCACAAAGACUUGUACGGUCCCAUAAGCUCAGUCACAGUCAUGGGCCAAACAAUCGUCAUCUUGAAUGAUCCCGAGGCUGCAAUUGAACUGCUUGAGAAGAGAUCCGCUAUCUACUCCGCGCGCCCAAGGCUGGUCUUCGCCUUCGAGAUGUGUGGAUGGCUUAAUUUCCUUUCCAGUUUACCACCUGGUCAGCGCUUUCGCUCUUAUCGAAAGUAUCUCCACAGCCUUUUGGGUGCUUCGCAACUUCUCGACAGGUUCGGUCAGCUCCAAGAACAAGAGGUCGCACACUGUCUACUUCGCAUCCUCCAGACCCCACAAGACCUCAUUAAGCAUAUUCGUACCGAGGCCGGUGCAAUCAUCCUCAAAAUCGCCUACGGCUACACAAUCGAGCCACAUCGCCCAGAUCCGCUCGUCAGUCUCGCAGACGAAGCGCUUGAUCAAUUCUCUCAAGCCGCGGUGCCCGGUAAAUGGCUUGUGGACAUCGUACCUGCCUUGAGACAUCUGCCGGAGUGGUUCCCGGGUGCUGGGUUCAAGCGGACCGCAAAGCAGUGGAACCACACUCUUGAGCAGGUCGUCGAAGCCCCCCACAAGUUUGUUGAACAUCAGAUCUCGAAAGGCGCAGCACCAGACUCGUUCCUGGGCGAUUAUCUCAAGAAUGAGAAAUUAGCGUCAGAACAGGAGCUCGAUGUCAAAUUUACGACGGCGUCUCUGUAUACUGGUGGCGCGGAUACGACCGUCGCGACGCUCUCGUCGUUUUCACUUGCCAUGAUGCUGCACCCCGAAGUCCAGAAGAAAGCUCAAGAAGAGAUCGACCGUGUUGUCGGGACAGACCGUCUCCCGACCUUCAGUGACCGCCCAAAUCUGCCAUACAUCGAUGCCAUGGUUAAGGAAAGCUUGAGAUGGCAUCCCAUUGGACCUAUGGGCCUCCCACACGCCUCGACCCAGGCUGACGAGUACAAUGGCUAUCUCAUCCCUGAAGGCGCAAUACUCUUGCAGAACAUUUGGCUAUUCACUCAUGAUCCGGAGACCUAUCGGGACCCGAUGCGCUUCAAGCCUGCACGUUUCAUCCAGACUGAUGACCACGCCGCAGAAUUAGAUCCUACCAGAUACGUGUUCGGGUUCGGUCGACGGAUUUGUCCCGGCCGCGUCCUGGCCGAUCAAUCGAUCUACCUCACCAUUGCACAGAUGCUGGCGGUGUUCGACAUUUCAAAACCUGAUGGUGUGGAAGUUGCGCCAGAAUUCCUAGAUGGAAUCAUCAGCCAUCCGAAGCCGUUCCAAGCAAACAUCAGGGCCAGGGAUGCACAACGGGAGAAACUCAUCCGUGAUCUCGAAAUGAAGUUUCCAUGGGAGCAGAGCGACGCACACGACAUUGAGGGGCUGAUUCGAAAGUUGUAG